AUGACGGCCGCCAAGUUCUUGCUGAUGCGCUCCGUGAUUGACAUCUGCCAGGAGGUGAUCAAGCAGUCCAAUGUGCAGAUCCUGGUCCCCCCCGCACGCCCUGACAUUAUGCUUUUCCGUCCGGGGGCUGCGGACCUCGGCUUCCCUCUUGACAUGACCAACGGCACCGCUUUGGCGCCCAAUGGCAACGGCAUUGCUGGAAUGCCUGAAGAUGAGGCCACGCGGGCCGCGCUCACGGCUGCACAGUCCUCCCUACCUGUCCUGCAGGGUGUGGACCGCCUGCCCAUGGUGGCAGGACCUCUGUCCCCACCGCUGCUGGCCUCGCCCUUCCAGAACGUUGCUGCUAGUGCCCCCACUUUAAGCACCAAGAGGGGCAGAGGGCGUCCCCGUAAAGCCAAUCUCUUGGACUCCAUGAUGUUUGGUGCCCCGGGGGGCCUGCGAGAGGCUGGUAUCCUGCCUUGUGGCCUCUGUGGGAAAGUAUUCACGGAUGCUAAUCGUCUUCGCCAGCAUGAGGCUCAGCACGGGGUGACAAGCUUGCAGCUGGGCUACAUAGACAUCCCACCCCCAAGACUGGGUGAAAAUGGUGUCCCUGGUCCGGAUGACCCCGAUGCACCCCGGAAAAGAAGCAGGACGAGGAAACAGGUGGCCUGUGAGAUCUGUGGCAAGAUUUUUCGGGACGUGUACCACCUGAAUCGGCACAAGCUGUCGCACUCUGGCGAAAAGCCUUACUCUUGUCCCGUGUGUGGCUUACGGUUCAAGCGGAAAGACAGGAUGUCCUAUCACGUUCGAUCUCACGAUGGCUCUGUGGGAAAGCCCUACAUCUGCCAGAGCUGUGGAAAAGGCUUUUCCAGGCCAGACCACUUGAACGGACACAUCAAACAGGUGCAUACCUCAGAGAGACCUCACAAAUGUCAGGAAAAUGGCAGCCACCAUGGAAUAAGCUCAGAGACAUCCACAUCCAUAGAAAAGUUGAAACUUCAAGAGACUUGUAAUGCUUCCUUUGCCACUCGUGACCGACUGCGCUCACACCUAGCAUGUCAUGAAGACAAAGUUCCAUGCCAGGUGUGUGGGAAGUACUUGCGAGCAGCAUAUAUGGCAGAUCAUUUGAAGAAGCAUAGUGAAGGACCAAGCAAUUUCUGCACUAUCUGUAACCGAGGUUUCUCCUCUGCCUCCUACUUAAAGGUCCAUGUUAAAACCCACCACGGUGUUCCCCUUCCCCAGGUCUCCAGGCACCAGGAGUCCAUCCCGAAUGGGGGAGCAGCGUUCCACUGCGUCAGGACCUAUGGCAUCAAAGGCCAGAAAUGUUCACAUUCGGACCCGAUUGAGAGUUCUGAUUCAUACGGAGACCUCUCUGACACCAGUGACCUCAAGACUCCUGAGAAACAGAGCACCAAUGGGUCCUUCUCGUGUGACAUGGCAGUCAGCAAAAACAAAAUGGAGACGGAAGGAGAGAAGAAGUACCCUUGUCCUGAGUGUGGCAGCUUUUUCAGAUCCAAGUCUUAUCUGAACAAACACAUACAGAAAGUUCACGUCAGGGCCCUUGGUGGCCCAUUAGGGGACCUAGGUCCUGCUCUAGGAUCCCCCUUUUCACCCCAACAGAACAUGUCUCUUCUGGAGUCGUUUGGGUUUCAGAUCGUCCAGUCAGCAUUUGCAUCAUCCCUAGUGGAUCCAGAGGUCGACCAGCAACCGAUGGGGCCAGAGGGGAAAUGAGAUCAGUCUGAUCCCAACAAAGCAAAGCAGCAGUCUGGCUAUAAUGAUGAGAUGCUGUGAAUGAAAGAGGAAAUAAUGAAAUUUGGUUCUAUAGCUGAGGAUUUUUUAUUCAUUUUAGCUUCCUUCUUUGUCUCAUGCCCUACCCCACCUUUAAACAUUCACUGGGGAGAGGGAGAAAAUGCUUCUUAGCUGAUAAAUUACAGAAGAUGGUGACCUUGAAAAGAAGACAUGACCUAAAACACCAAAUGGAGCUUUAGAGGCUGCUGCUGGCUUUUUGUCAUGAUCUUCUAGAAUAAACAGAAGUUGCCAGCAGUGAUGUGAGAAUUAGACAGUCCUGGUGACCAAGGCACCUGGGGAGCUACAGCUACAGGGAGCUAUGCUGUUCUCUCUCUAUUCCCCAUCUUCCCUAACCUACCCCAGAAAAACAGUAAGUUUUUAAAACAGACCUAUUAUUGACCCAUUAUUGAAUAUAAUGUUAAGCAAAAUGCCCCAUGGUACCUAGCAGGUCACAGUGCAGUUGUCCUUUUAAAACCAGAAAAUUUAAAGAAGGUGAGAGAAUUUGAACCCCUUCUGCCAUUUGUGAGGCUGUGAGUGCUGCAGCAGGACUGAACUGCUGAGAAAAAUCACCAUUCAGAACAGGUUUUUUUUGUUACUUUUAACCAUUAAACU
This is a messenger RNA of Chaetura pelagica (chimney swift), 2379 nucleotides long. It is a transcript of the gene PATZ1, whose product is annotated as POZ (BTB) and AT hook containing zinc finger 1. The coding region runs from base 1 to 1710 and encodes 569 amino acids. The transcript is spliced from 6 exons. The record is from RefSeq and is a predicted model, not a curated record. Gene Ontology annotation, biological process: regulation of immune system process; regulation of cytokine production; negative regulation of transcription by RNA polymerase II. Lineage: Eukaryota; Metazoa; Chordata; Aves; Apodiformes; Apodidae.